This is a messenger RNA of Mesorhabditis spiculigera, 645 nucleotides long. The record is from the annotation of a GenBank genome assembly. Lineage: Eukaryota; Metazoa; Nematoda; Chromadorea; Rhabditida; Rhabditidae.
AUGAAUGCAAAUUAUAUUUUAAUUUUGCUUUCAUUAUUUGCCUAUGUGGAGUCGGCAAAGAAAGAGAAGAAAAAGAAACCCGAACCCGAACCCGAAGAAGAACCCGUCGAAUAUUGGAUCACAAAUGCCUGCUCGGCAUAUGAUCGAUGCCUUUCCAAAUAUGAUCUCUUAGUAUCGGCAUGUGGAGAUGAGAAGCAGUUUAGGAACGAGGAGCCGUCGGACAGCUGCUAUCAGCCGAUUGCCAAGUUGUUUGCCGAAUUGAUUUCGAGGAAGAGGAGGAGGGCGGAGUUGCUUAGAGAAUGCUACAUCACCGGCCACGUCGAUCAAGUCGACGACUCGCAAUUCGAAAAAGCGAGCGCCAAAAAACGCCACCAAUCGACGUGCAUCCGGAAAAUCGCCGAAUUCGAUCAAUACUUUUACGGGGAUGACGUGAAGGACGCGAGGAAGAGGGCAAAGACAAAGAGCCAAUGCAAGGCUAUCGCGAAGAGAUUUAAGGACAGGUGCAACCGGAUAGAGAGCUGCUGUAUUCGAGUAAAAAUAUGUCGAGCCCUAGUUGCUAGACACCCGAUGGUGGAAACAAUGCGGGAAAUGGAGGAACGGAUCAAAGAGGAACGCCGUCACUGCAAACAGGGAUCACUCGAUAUG